Stylonychia lemnae is the source of this 708-nucleotide messenger RNA. The record is from the annotation of a GenBank genome assembly. NCBI's taxonomy places the organism in Eukaryota, Ciliophora, Spirotrichea, Sporadotrichida, Oxytrichidae.
AUGAAUUAUAAGCAAUAAUACCAAGGAGAAUAGUUCUUAUCUCCAUUAAGAAUUUCUUUUAAACCAGAUUUGAAUUCUGAAACAAAGAAUUUCAAAGAAUGGCUUUCUCCAUCCAUUUUUCUAAAUAAUGAAAUACAAUCAGAAACAAAUUAAGUUUUUGGAGAUCAAUGCCAUUAUACUCAGUUGACUCAUGCAAACUAAAGUUCAGCUUCAAAGUCCAUAUAAAAAGAUAGAUUUAAUGAAUAAUAAGAAUUUGAUAAUUUGCAGAGUAUUUCCUCUUAAUAUUUCAAAUCACCAUAAAGGUUUUUGAGAAUAGAAUAAUCAUUUGAAAAUGUGACUUCUUUUAAUUCUAGAUUAAAAGAUGUCAAAAAUAUCGGAAAUUAUGAUACAAAAAAGAAAUUAUAUUUAAGCCCCUCAGAAGAAUUGUUUUUAAAGGAACAAUUUAUUGGAGAUUAUCAAUCAAGCAUUAAUUAAUAGUAAAACACAAAUGAAGAAUGUCUAAUUCCAAUUGAUGACAUUGGAUAACAAUAUGAAUCAAUUAAAUAGAAUAAUAAAUCACUAAGUAUGGAUAGAAAUGAAGAAUUGAAAAAUAUUGGCUUAAUUUCAAACAAUAAUAAUAAAGCAAAAAAAUCAACAAAUCAUUAGAAAAUAUCAUAGGAUUUUGAAAUAUUUAAAAAGGAUUUAAGAGAUACUCUUGGGUUAAAGUGA